Molecule: messenger RNA, 528 nt
Organism: Brassica rapa (field mustard)
Lineage: Eukaryota; Viridiplantae; Streptophyta; Magnoliopsida; Brassicales; Brassicaceae
Product: F-box protein At3g19470
Source: RefSeq, a predicted model, not a curated record
AUGUAUACGUAUGGUCUCGGAUACGAUAGUAGUAGCCACUACAAAAUCCUGAGAUUUAUUGAUUAUCCCCCAAAUUUCGUUGAGUUCAAAAUCUAUGACUUCAAAUCAUGGACGAUUCUUGAUCUCCCUCCUCGUCCAGACAACUGGAAUAUAGAACUUGGUGAACGCGGGCUAUCUUUGAAAGGAAGUACCUACUGGUUUGCAUCAGAAGCUUUGAAUUUUGAUGCCAUUUGUUUCUUAGUCUGUUUUGAUUUCACAACAGAGACAUUCUCCCCGCCUUUGCCUCUCCCCUUUGAGGCUUUCCCUGACGAUACUUUGAUUCUAUCAUCAUCAUCAUCAUCAUCAUCAUCAUCUCCGCAGCAGCUUGUGGUUUUAUUCCAGUCUAUGGAUACAAUGGAGAUGGAGAUCUGGAUUUCCAAUACGAUUGAGCAGCCCAACGCAGGCCUGUCCUGGAACAGCAAGGUUUUCUUAUCGGCCAAUAUCAAACAACUCAUUCACCCCAUUGGCAGUUUCUUCAGAAAUCUGUGA